GGUGGCGAUGGUGGUGGAUGGAGGGGGGCGGUUGUUGGUCACCACAUACCACCCAAGAUGUUAUUCACUGCUAACAAUUACCAUUAUCUGUCCCCACUUUGGGCUAAUCAGACAGAAUAUGUAAUGAUGAAGCCCGUUUCCUGCUGUCUUUGGGAGGUAACGGGUUAUUCUCUCGGCGGGGUUACCCCUACUCCCAUUAGAGCUUUAGCACUUGACUAAUUCAGGUGCUUAGCAGCCCCCAGACAGGGACGGUUUGAAAGCGGGCAGUGUUUGCAGUGGCGAGGACUGUUUAUAUAAACAGGACACCUCUGUAAACGACACUAAUAUUCGGGCUUCGGCUGGCAUGGAGCGAGCAUCCCCUUGAGUCCGCAGGUUCCCGCGUAGCUUGGCGCCGUUAUUUUGUAGCUCCGAGGGAGUUUGUGGCAAAGGCGACCGACCCUACAAUGGCCACAGCUGGCAGGAUCAGUUUUACGGUGAGGAGCAUUUUGGAUUUGCCGGAGCAGGAUGCUAACAACAUCAAGCAGGACUCGGAUCGCCACCCGUCAGAGAAGUACGCCAGCUCGCCGUACGGGGAAUGGAUCGAAAGCGACAGAAACCAUUAUCUGUCUUCCGAUGAGAGCGGUCCAGAAACGAGUUUACCCGAUUCCACCCAAAGAUCGCACCCGCCCCACGGCUCGGAAGCUGAGAAAAAGAAAAAGAGGCGAGUGCUCUUCUCCAAAGCACAGACCCUGGAGCUGGAGAGGCGGUUCCAGCAGCAGAGGUACCUCUCGGCGCCGGAACGGGAGCAGUUGGCCCAUUUGCUCAGCCUGACCCCCACCCAAGUCAAGAUCUGGUUCCAGAACCACAGGUACAAAAUGAAAAGGGCUAAAACGGAAGGGUCCUGCAGCACCGAACUCAACCAGCCCCCUCUGCUCAGGAGAGUCGUGGUGCCAGUGCUGGUCAGGGAUGGCAAACCGUGCCAGAGCUGUACCCCCAGCCCGGGAGCGGGAGCGGCGCGGGACAAGCUGGGCUGCAACACACAAACUGCGUUCACAAUCCAAGGGUACCAAACCUUCCAGCCCAGCUCCGCCGCUGCCCUGAGCCUCUUCCCGGCCUACCAGCACUUAGCACACCCUGCCAUAGUCUCCUGGAACUGGUGAUGCUGCCUAACCUUCCUGAGCUAAA
Molecule: messenger RNA, 1164 nt
Organism: Dermochelys coriacea (leatherback sea turtle)
Lineage: Eukaryota; Metazoa; Chordata; Testudines; Dermochelyidae
Gene: NKX2-8
Product: NK2 homeobox 8
Exons: 2
Coding region: 444-1139 (231 amino acids)
Biological process (GO): cell differentiation; regulation of transcription by RNA polymerase II
Cellular component (GO): nucleus
Molecular function (GO): DNA-binding transcription factor activity, RNA polymerase II-specific; RNA polymerase II cis-regulatory region sequence-specific DNA binding
Source: RefSeq, a predicted model, not a curated record